Betta splendens (Siamese fighting fish) is the source of this 3642-nucleotide messenger RNA. It is a transcript of the gene fancg, whose product is annotated as FA complementation group G. NCBI's taxonomy places the organism in Eukaryota, Metazoa, Chordata, Actinopteri, Anabantiformes, Osphronemidae. The record is from RefSeq and is a predicted model, not a curated record. Gene Ontology annotation, molecular function: protein binding. Gene Ontology annotation, cellular component: Fanconi anaemia nuclear complex. The transcript is spliced from 14 exons. Bases 1670 to 3541 code for a protein of 623 amino acids. Gene Ontology annotation, biological process: interstrand cross-link repair.
UUAUUGAACGAGCGACUUUAUCGUUCACCUGCAUCACUUUCCACGUGUUUGUGCACAAGCGCGUGCGGCUGCAGCGGCGUCCGUGUGACAAACGACGGGCGUCACGCUCCCCGUGUCUGUCAUUACUCUCUCAUUAUUCUUCAUUCGUGUUUAUUACACGUGCAUGUUUAAAACGUUUGUCAGCGCCGCGUGGACGUCUGUGUGGCCGUUGUGUCGCCGUACAGCGGUGUUCUGCUGAUGCUUCACUGCUGCAGUGUGAGUUUGCAGAUCCACGCCAGUCCCCUGGGAGUCAACUCAACUGCUGGGCCAUUGACAGACAGACACACACACACACACACACACACACACACACACACACACACACACACACACACACGGUUUUUACAUGAACCCACAUUUGAUUUUUCACGGGCGCCAAACAAAGCAGCCGCAGCUUUAAUAGCAACUUUUCGGUGCCUGCACAUCAGGGAUCGCACUGAGAUGAUACAGCAUCUGCACAAACAGACCGAGCUGUCUCUGCUGAGCUAAAGGGUUGUCUGCUUUGAGAAGAGGACCAGCUCUGAGGCGCACAUACAGCACCUAUUGAUUAGCCAAACCUGGGGUGAGCGGGUUUACUCUGUGCCUUAAAGGAGCAGGGAGAAUUGUGUGUAGUUGAAAUCACACCAGGUUUCACAUUAAGCAGCAGAGGGAAGACAGGUGUGAUCACAUUUUCAGCUUGUACAGUAACCUUCACAUAUGUGUAGAAAAACACAAGCUGUUUACGCAGUUAAUUUAAUUUUUGAUGGAGGUGAGACUUUUUCUUCUUCAUUAAUGUGAUACAUGGAAUUAUCAAAUAAGUAAAACUGACACAACCCCUUUAAUGAAAGAUAUUUUGAGUCACAGGGAAGCUUCGUGUUGUGACCUUGUCCUUGAAGGGAUGAAUUGAGAAACCGAGGCAGACAGCGGCAGAAAUGGAAAAUAGCCGGAUCGAUGCAGAGGAAAUGUCAGAAAAAAGUGAAACUGAUCUCUGGGGAAUUAAUAUGCAGCCAGAAUGCAUGUAUGCAGUAAACAUGUGGAUGUGGAUGUCGUGUCUCUUUUGUGUAGUCGUAUAUUUAGUGCUUUCAGUGAAUGUAGCAGUAGAAAUGCUGAGAAGGGAGCCAAAGAACGAUAUGAUGCACUGCUUGAUGACAGACAUUGAUGGGAGGUGAGGAAAGGAGUGGAACUUGAUGAGAAAACACAGUCACCUUGGGAGGGACACAUGGACAAAUGGCUGUCCUGGCAAACUGAGGGAUGACUCAGCUGGAACACAAUUAAGGCCCUGGAUUGUCUUUUUUGCUUUGAAUCUGUUUAUACAUCUACAUUAAAUUAUUGUAGUAUAUCACUGUGAACACUGUUCUGAUCACUAUCAAAUAGAGUAAAACUAAAGUCUUUCAAUGUAGUGACCAAAAGCAACAGACGUGGUUGUAGAAAUGCGAUGAUUGAGGUUUCCAAAACCGAGCUCAGUUGUGACAGGGCGCCACCUAGUGGUCGCAUGGCGGCCCAGUGUCAGUUCCAGGCGUCUCCACUGGGGGGCAGCACAUUCCCGCAGCAAAACAGCCACAAGGGUUUACUUCCGGUGUCAGCUGCUGUCUGACAGACGAGGGAAGGUUCAAACACGGUACAACCGGAUUCUUCAGGGAACGGAGGAGCAAUGUAUCAUCACAUUUCUUUAUUAGACAGAUGGAUUCAGGAAAACAACGAGUUUGUAAACAAAUGGCAGCAGCAACAAAGAGAAGGAGACUCCUCAAACCCAGGCCUAAACCAGACCAGUCUGAGGUGGUGUUCUUCUAAGUUCACCAAGCUCUUAAUAAAGAUUCAAGGCAUUUCCCCUCUUCCAGAGCAUGCUCAGUUGGAGCUGUCAGUCGUGUACAAUAGCUGUGUCUGUGCUACUGCUCAGUCUCAGUUCACAGAAGCUGAGCUGCUCCUCAGGCGAUCCACAGAGAGAGUUCUACAGAUGACAGAUGAUGAACCUCCUUCUUUAGAUCCUCUUGUGUUUUGGAGAACAGUUCUCAAAUCAGUGAAAAGCAAGACUUUCAGUUCCUGCAUACUGCACUUACUUUGCCUGCAGUGGGCAAUAUGGCUGGCCUCCUGCCAGCUCAAAAUGAUUGAGGCAUUUCAGGAGGAUUUGCGCUCUCUGUAUGAGACACUGUGUGGUGGACAUGGAGAUGGCAGGAAAAUCGAGCACAAGGGAAAGGCCUCUGACAAUAUACUGUUGUUGGCAGAUCCUAGACAGCUUGUCCAACUGUUGCAGGUGUGCACUUUAAUUGCCAAAGGUGCAGAAAUGCUGAGUGAGGGUCAGAGUUCAGAGGCCUUAUCAUGUCUGCAGACAGCUUCGUCCCUGUCAGCUCCUAGAACUUUAAUAGCAUACACUCACCACCUCUCAGGCUGCUGUCUAGCCCAUAUGAGCCGCCCUCAGAUGGCAUUGCAGUGUUACAGAAAGGCACUAGAGACUGACGCUCGAUGUGUGUGUGCUCUGUAUCAGAGCAUGCUCAUUUACAGACAGCUGGAAAACACACAGGCUGAGAUACAGGCUCUUCACCUGCUCUACUCUACUCUGAUGUUGCCCCCUGUCACAGAGCUUGCUCUGCCCAGUGCCUUUCUCCUCUCUCCAUCAUUACUGCUCGGCAGCCAGUCACUGAACAGCCUGCUUUCCGUUCCUACUGCCCUCUCUGUCCUUCACAAUCUGGCCCAGAAAUGUGUACUCCACGGGAGGCUGUCAGAAGGAGUGGAACAUUACCUAGACCUGCUUGCUAUUCUUCACUCAGAAGAACAACAGGGAUGUGUUGCUACGUCUCAGGUGCCAGCUGAUGUCCCUCACCUUCCCAAGGUGCCUGAGCUGUACCUUGAGGCUGCCGCUGCCUUGCUCAUGUCCCGGCGUCCUGCAGAUUGCAUGGUGCUGUGUGAGGAAGUCAUUAGCACCACACAAGAUGUUCUGCCGGAGAAGUGGGUGCUGGAAAUAGAGGAGCAGAAUGAGUCUGUGACCAGGGAUGUGAAUGACAGGAUGGCAGUGCUGCUCUGGACUGGCACUGCCUCUCUCCUACAGGGUCAUUGCUACACUCACCUGAAAGACUGGAAGCAGGCUGUGAUCCACUACACAAGGUGUAUUAACCUGCUGGUGAGGGUGUGCCUGAAAAGAGAAGGCUUCCAGUCACAGAUGACCAGUAGUGAUGCGGUUGUUAAGAAGGGAACGCGUCUGUGUAUUCUCCAGAAACUGAAGGGGCUUUCAUUAGCUGGCAGAGGUAUUAGCUUCACCCAGACAGACCAACUUAAAGAGGCACUGAGGGACCUCCAGCUCAGCCUGCAGGCUUCCCCAGAGGGUGUAGGUGCAGGUCUGUGGCUCGGUGAAGUGUUGUGGAGGCUUGGAAGGACACAGGAGGCGGCAGCUUGUUGGGAAAAGGCCUGGAGCGUCAACAAACAAUCAUCAGCAGAGGGUCUUCCUUUGUACCUACAGGAACCUCAGUCUGGCCCUUUAUUGGACUCAGUGGAGCUGCAGCACAGAAUACAAGAACUUACUCCUACCUAACUGACCUGUCUAUGAUUGAAUGCUGUCACCUUUCACUGCAUGGUAAACUCAAAUUUGUACCAUAACAAACAAACUGGGAUUAAAGACUGUUACAGACUUAA